Messenger RNA from Chelmon rostratus (copperband butterflyfish), 3728 nucleotides. It is a transcript of the gene znf513a, whose product is annotated as zinc finger protein 513a. NCBI's taxonomy places the organism in Eukaryota, Metazoa, Chordata, Actinopteri, Chaetodontiformes, Chaetodontidae. The record is from RefSeq and is a predicted model, not a curated record. Bases 282 to 2186 code for a protein of 634 amino acids. Gene Ontology annotation, cellular component: nucleus. Gene Ontology annotation, biological process: regulation of gene expression. The transcript is spliced from 5 exons.
GCGAAUCAGAAAAUCAAUUAAGUUAUGAAAAAUACCAUUAAUUGCCUUUCUUUGUCACCGCAGCUCAUGAAGAAAUGGCGGAUCUCCAGACGUUGUACAUUUGAGAAAAAACACUUAACAGCUCAUGGCGUAUAUACAGACGAUAAAAAACGCCUCAAUCGCCAGGAAUAUUUACGUUUUCUAGAAAUACCGACAAGUAUCCUCCAAACGGAUGAGAAUGAGCUGAUGGUCGUGGAAGUCUGCAAGAAGACGUUGCAACAAAGAGAGAGGCUGACUGGAAGAUGCCAAGAAAAAAACAACAGAAUCCACAGCCAGUCAAGUUGGAUUCUGAAGAUGAUGUAGCCAUUGAAGCUCCAGGAAACCUCACCUUAGACACGGACUUCCUUUUAGGACAAGACCUUGAGUUUGGUGAUCCCGACCAUGACAGCAAGAUUUUAGGCCUGGAAAAGUUCUCAGAAGUAGCUGCUGAGAUUGGUUUCUCUGUGUAUCCUCUGGGUGAUGAGGAGAGCCCUGCCUACAGCCAGCUCAGCAUGGAAAGUGAAACGGACAACUCACACGGCACAACUAGCAACGGGAGGGAGGACGAGGGCCGAGCAGCCCAGUCGGAGCCCAGCUUUCCCCCCUACCUGUCCUGCAGGGGCUGCGGACAGCUCCGUGAUGAACCUCUGGGGCCUGGCAUAGACCUAGUUGGUCCAUACUGCCUUAGGUGCUGCAAAGCCUCCAGGGAAGCCAAAAGCACGGACUUCUGCUCGCCUUUUGGAAGCAUCGGCGGGAUUCGCUCAGGUUCCCAUUUGCAGCUUGACAGUGAGGGGUUGGGGAACGGGAUGGGUGACAAAGCACUGACAGCUGAGGACAAACUGCCUAAGCUGCACUCGUGUCACCUCUGUGGCUUCUCCUCGCGUUACGCCAACCAUGUGAAGCGUCACAUGAAGACACACAACGGAGAGAAGCCCUUUAACUGCCCCCUGUGCACUUACGCCUCAGCCCAGCUGGUGAACCUGCAGAGACACCUGCGCAUUCACACUGGGGAAAAACCGUACAAAUGUGACAGCUGCACUUUCGCCUGCAGUUCCCUCGGCAACCUCAAGAGGCACCAGCGCAUGCAUGUGCCCUCUGCAGGGGUGGUACAGGACGCCCCGCCACGACCCGCCAGUGGCCAAAACAGCCUGAAGAGGCAUGUGACUGGGCAGAGGCCCAAUGAGGAAGUGUCUGGUGCUUCAGCCAAGGUUUCAGAAGUUGCUAGGCCCACUUCGAACCUGAGUUUGGGAGCCCAGAACAAUGACUACCUAUCAGCCUUCGCCAGCUUAAAGGGGGCGUCACCACCACCCAUACCAGCCUCGAACCCAGCCCCUGGCCACCAGCCUCCAGCCCUGCUGGAGACCACAGCCGGCGGUGGCAGCAGGGCGAGCAGAGGGGGUGUAGCAGACGGCGCCGCCCUCCCCCCUUCACUUUUCCCUUACACUUGCCGGUUGUGUGGCAUCGUCCUGGAGGACGAGGACGGCUCCUCGGCCCAGAUUUGUGCCAAGUGUACGCUUGAAAUGCUAACUAAAGACUCUUCAUCAUCUCCCAACAGCCCUGGCGAGCGCAGUGACAAGGUGUACACCUGCGCCGCCUGCCCGUUCCUCACACACUACCCAAACCACUUGGCACGCCACAUGAAAACUCACAGCGGCGAGAAACCGUACAAGUGCCCACAGUGCGACUACGCCUCAGCACACUUCGACAACCUCAAGCGCCACCACAGGGUGCACACGGGCGAGAAACCUUACAAGUGCCAUUUGUGCGAUUACGCCUGCGGGAACCUGGCCAACCUGAAGCGCCACCAGCGGGUGCACUCGGGCGCCAAGCCCUUCCAGUGCGCCGUGUGCAGCUACAGCUGCAACCAGAGCAUGAACCUGAAGCGGCACAUGCUGCGGCACACGGGAGAGAAGCCGUACAAGUGCCAGGAGUGCGGCUACACCACCGGCCACUGGGACAAUUACAAGAGGCAUCAGAAGAAGCACGGCCUGGCCACAGACGGCUGGGUCAAGGUUCCAAUGACUGGAAACGACGAAGAGGAGGAAGUGAGGAAAGGGUUGGGAGUCGGCGGCCAAACUCACAGGAAGGAAACAGGGGUUGAUAUGCAGUAUAUGUCUAGGGAGGGAGGUCAGACAAUACACUCAUGCUACAAACUUGAGAUUGUAUAAAAUAUAACUCAGCAAAACUAAGCUACCAGCAACUUUUCUUUUCACAGAGCCUUUAUAUUGUUUUAGUGUGUAUCGGUCUUUUAGUGUUUCGUCGGAUGUCUUCAGAGGCUGCUAAUUGUUUCUUCGUAGAAUCUCGCACAGUUAUGAAAAACUAUUAUUCUGAAUAUUUUGAUCCCUUUCUGGAUGAAGUGAGGUGGAGGAGUCUCGUCAGUUUGUCUCCUGCUCUCGUUUGUGUCAAGACGAAGGGACUGUCUCACUCUGUAUGUUCAACCACGACAGGCUAGUCCUAACAUUUCCCUCUCACGUUACUACACAUAUCUGGUUCUGCAUCGUCGGACAGAGAUCACUACCAAAUAGUCCUCAGUACGUGGGACUUUUUGCCUGAACUGUUGAGCUGCACUGUGUAGUUUAUACCCAGUUCUCUCGAUAAGGGACAAGUGCUGCAUUUAUCACAGUUGUUAGCAUCACAAGUGCAGGUCAGACUUUUUGUUUUGUACCAAAAACUCUCAUGAAAUAACUUGAAUGUUUCUGAUUUUAUUUUUUACCGUCCUGCCAUCGCAUUUACCUUCAUGAGGUUAUUUUAAAGAGGAAUGAGAUUUAAGUUUAGACUACACAGUGCAGCUUUAAAUAAAGAUGAGUCCUUGUCAGGGCCAAUAUCGUGCUUUGUUUGCAUCUGGGCCUACGCUCUGGUAACAGCAUGCCUUCAGAUUAAUUUACUAAUGUAUGUACUACUAGCAAAGUGCUAUGUAAUAGUACUGGAACUGUUCCACCCUUGAUAAACUAUAUUGAUUAAUUAGGUUGUGUUAACCUAACUGAAUAAUCUCUAGUGUCUUGAAAUGUGUUUUCUCCAAACCCCUCAGGAUUACGAAAUGUUCAUUUGGAAGACCGAGGUGUUGGCAACAAAUUUAUUUCCAGCUAUUUCAUAUGGUUAAAGAAAAAGCACAACAAUACACACACAGUUGCAUUUGGAAGGUUCAAGUUAUGAAGGGGGGGGGGGGGGUCAUGUGUGAUUCAGGAGUAGGAGAAAUGAGCAUGAUGUUCACAGGAUUUUUCCCCCCUGCGAAUUUUACACUUUUUUGAUGGAGACUGUUAUCCACCUUCCUUUUGAUUACCGUUUCCUAACAACUGUGAAAUUAGCCCAUUCUCGUGUUUUUUUUAACUUGAAAAAAAAAAAAGAUGACACUAUUAGUAAGCAUGUGAGUGUGUAAUAGUCGUUUUAUUUUUCUAACGUGGCUGUAACACAACUGCUAGAAGUUCAUACUUUAAUAUAUAGAGUUGUUUUUUUAUUUUGGAUGUGUGAUGUGUUAUUUAGUUACCAUGGGAAAAAUAAUAGGGACUGUGAUUUUAAGUUUACUCUUUUUCAAUUACUAUUAUAUGCAAGUGAGAUAUUUUUCAGGUUGCCAACUUGCCAUGACACAAUGGAGCAUUGAACCCAUUGAUUAGUACUGACAUCCCCCAAGUGUCCAUUUUUGUCUUUAUGCAGUGUCUCAUAAAUGCCUUAAGUGAGGAUUUUGAAAUAAACACAUGAAUUCAUUUCAUUGA